CUUUACUGCAAGUCUGCCAUGCUGGGGAGGACUAGGGGUCUGCAGUGUGUUGAGAAAACGGAAUGGAAGCUUUGUUACAAGGGCUUCAACGACAAGACAGAAUGGGGGCUUUGCAAGAUUCCUGUGAGGCUGAGCUGCAAGAACUCAUGAAGCAGAUAGACAUUAUGCUGGAUCACAAGAGGUCACAGUGGGAAGCAGAGACAGAGACAAUGAAGACUCGUCUAGAGCUGAAAGAGCAGGAGCUGAACUGUGCCCUGGACAGAGAGGAGCGCUUGAACCAGGAGGUUAGGAGAUUGAGACAGCAGCUCAUACAGCAGGAAGAAGAGACUCAAAAUAAGACGACACAGUAUGAGGCUCAGCUAUCCGGCUUUAAGGAGGAGUUAAACCGAUUGAAAAAAAGUUACGAGAAAGUACAGAAGAAGCACCUGCGAUCAGAGAUGAAGGCUAAAGCAGAGGAGGAAAGAUCCGAGGUCAGCCGUCUGACUCGCCGGUUAGAGGAAUUCCGUCAGAGAUCUUUGGAUUGGGAAAAGCAGCGUUUGUUGUAUCAGCAACAACUCUCUGGACUUGAGGCACAACGCAAAACGUUGAUUGAGCAGACAGAAAUGUACCAGCAACAGUCACAUAAUCGCAAGCAGAUGCUGGAGCAGACAAACCUAGUCGGCCGUUCUGAACUUCAGAACCUCAGUGGUCAGUUGCAUCGCGCCAAUGACAGUCUCUGUGCUAAAGAAGAGGAACUGGAGACCCUGAAAAUUCAGCUGCGGUGUGCUGUUGAAGGGCAGAAGCGGGCAGAACACGAAACGGAGCUCUCAAAGCAAGCUGUUCAGGCACUUAAGGAGGAGAAGGCUGAGCUAAGGGCCACUUUGCAAGCUCACACAGAAUUUCUACAGGGCUCCAGAGUACAGAAACAUGAGCUUCUGCCAGAAGGGUACAGGGGGAGUGAGGUCCUAAGAGAAAACAACAGCAUCAGGUCUCUGGAGGAGCGAUUACAGGAGACGGGGCAAGUAGGAGGCGAGACUGAAGUGGAGGCUAUAAGGUCUAAGCUGUCUGUCAGUCGUAUGAAUGAACAGAGGCUACAGGCUGAGGUGACCUGUUUGGAAGACAGUGUUGAGUCUGUGACAUCCCAGUGUCAACUGCUGGCAAAGGAGCUUAAAGGAAAGGAGGAAUAUCUCCAUGGGGUUAAAGAGGACCAUCAAAAAUGCUUGUCUGAAAAUAAAAAGCUGAAAGGCCAGCUCUCACAGGCUGAGCUGACCCACAAGAGUGUGCUGGAUGGGAUGAGGAAGGAGAUCUCACAGCUCACUCAGGAGUUACACCAGAGAGAUAUCAGAAUGGCUUCCAGUGCAGGCAUCGACUGGGAGAGGAAAAUUAAAGCUGAACGGCAGAGGGCAGAGAGAGAGGCUGCAGAACACAGGAUGUCUCUAAAUGCUCUGGAAAACUUGAGGCAGGAGAAUUGCCGGUUAUCGGAACUCCUUCAGACGCAAGAGCCGGAUGUGGCGCAGGCACUGGUUAAUUUGGAGCAGGCAAAUCAGAGGCUGCAGAGGGAGCUGCUACAGACACAGGAGAAACUGGAGCUGAUAGCGCAGAGAAGGGAGUCUGAAAUCCAGAAUGCAGUGGAUAAUAUAUCUCAAGAGCUGUUGAAUAAACAGGAGCAGGAGCUGAGAAUAAUGCAGGAGAGGCUGAAGGUUUAUGAGCAGGAGAUGCAGACUUUUAGGUCCCAACAAGAUGCAGCUUCAAGUGGAAGCUCACUGGAGUCUAUAUUCUCUGAGGUUUGGAAAGAACAAGCUACGGGUUCACCAAUAUCUGCAGCAAGCGUGGAUUCCGCUAUUGAGCCAGUGGAGGACCUUGCCUCUUCUCUGCCCGUUCCACCCACCUCCCCAGCAAAUGCCGUAGCCUCACGCUUCCUCCAGGAAGAGGAGCAGCGAUCACAUGAACUUUUGCAGCGACUGAAUGCUCACAUAGAAGAGCUGAAGCAGGAAAGUCAGCGCACCGUCGAGCAUUUCACCCAAGCCAGGUAACUCCGAGCAGGACUUCACAACGAGCCCCACUUAGGAUGGUGGUGAAUUUCACUGAUGUUAUAGCAAAGAUGUGCCUGUUGGAUAUUUCUUCCACAUUCCUCUUAAUAAAAUUUCUCCAAGCUACCUCUAAAUGUUGCAGUGCGGCCAAAAGAAGAAAUGUUCUGCACAUUU
Xenopus laevis (African clawed frog) is the source of this 2183-nucleotide messenger RNA. It is a transcript of the gene cep63.L, whose product is annotated as centrosomal protein 63kDa L homeolog. Gene Ontology annotation, cellular component: centrosome; centriole. The record is from RefSeq and is marked provisional. Gene Ontology annotation, biological process: centriole replication; de novo centriole assembly involved in multi-ciliated epithelial cell differentiation. Lineage: Eukaryota; Metazoa; Chordata; Amphibia; Anura; Pipidae.